AACUUCCGGUACCACACGUGUUGCAUUCAACACAAUAGGAUCUUCCACAAAAAGGAUAUUAUCCGAGGUAUUAUCUGUAAUUGGCUGUCAAAGAGAAGAGCGUAAUGAGGUCUAGAGCAAUACAGGAUACCAGGCAGUUGUUCCUGUGGUCGAUGGGAGCCAUCUUUCUCUUUGCAUUCACUUCAAUUUUUAUUCAAAUACCAGGUCUUUAUGGGCCAAAUGGUCUCCUCCCAGUGUAUAAUGUAGUCCCGACACUUAAAGAGAACCAGACAUUAUACGAGCACUCUCAGUCGUUUUAUUCAUUCCCGUCUCUUUUAUUGUAUUCAAAUUAUUUCUCCCUCCCUCCCGAGUAUGCGAUGGAGCUGGCCUGUAUUGUUGGGAUUAUUUUAAGUUUUUGUGUAAUUGUAUUUCAGUCCAUGAGGUGUUCCCUUGUAUUCCUCCUCAUCUGGCUAAUGUAUCUCACUGUACACGAGGUGGGGCAGACUUUUAUGUACUUUCAAUGGGAUUCAUUGUUAUUAGAAGCUGGCAUUAUAUCUGUACUGGUGGCGCCUCUCAAUUUGACAUUUUGGAGAAAACCCAUAGCAAGGCCACACGACAGUAGUUCAUUCUGGUUGGUUCGUUGGUUAUUAUUCCGCCUCAUGUUUGCUUCAGGAGUAGUCAAACUGACAUCACAGUGUCCAACAUGGUGGGGUCUCACAGCAUUACGCUGGCAUUAUGAGUCCCAGUGUAUUCCUACUCCUUUUGCUUGGUUUGCUCAUCAGCUCCCAGACUGGUUCCAGAGUUUGAGUGUUGUUGGAACUUAUUACAUCGAAAUAUUGGUCCCAUUCUUUUUUUUCUUUCCCAUUCGCUCAAUUAGGCUAUUUGCAUUUUUAAAUCAAGUUUUUUUUCAAAUUUGUAUUAUAUUGACCGGAAAUUAUAAUUUCUUUAAUUUAUUAACUCUUGCUCUAUGCGUCUCACUGCUUGACGAUGCUUUCCUUGACUCCACCCCUUUUUGGCAGAAACGAAAAGUUCCAAUGGAUUGGAGUCGCAGAAUGCUAAAGUCAUGGUGUGGCAAAAGGAGCUCUUUCAUUCAUGCUUUUCUUCGUUUAGUUGCUUUUAUUUUAAUUGUGGGCGUGUCUGUAGGUGUGGCAGUACAUUAUUUCAACUUACAAGUGUCUGGUGGCAAAAUACUAAGCAGUGUUGGUUUCUCUAUGGAUGAGUUCAAUGAUUUUGUAAGGCUCUUCCUUCCCUUGUCAGUAUUAAUCGGUUGUGCCUCUUUGUUCCUAGAACUAUGGCAUUGUCUAUUAGAUUCGCUCUCCAAACACGGGCUGUUCAACAAGCUGUGGUCUGUGGCACAAACUGUUAUGAUGUUAGCCUCAAUCAUUGUCAUGUUUAUGAUCACAUUAAUUCCACUGAGUUAUCUUGAUGAUGGAUCAUUUCAUUCUCUCAUACCGUCAGAAAUCAAAUCCGUACACACUGCCCUCCAGCCGCUCCACUUCACUAGUUCUUAUGGUUUGUUUAGAAGUAUGACAGGUGUUGGUGGUAGGCCUGAGUUGAUCAUUGAAGGCUCUAAUGAUGAGAAUGGCCCUUGGAGGGAGUACGAUUUUUUGUACAAGCCGUGGUCAUCCUUACAAACCACUUCCACUAGUUGUUUCAAUCAGUCUGGCCCAUGGUGGACUAGGAGUUUCCAAAAAGACUAUCUCUUUUCUCUUUCACUGGAUCACACUGGACUGCAGGAGUAUCUCCAAAAGAAUAACAUGCUGAAUAUUCCAAAGUCAUCAUGUGAUGUUCAGUACAUUUGUUCGUUCAUCGACCAAAUAAGGUCGUACUCGAGACUCCUCCCACCAACUGAAAUAUGUCUAGCAAUGCUUACCAUGGCAACGAUUCUACAGCUCACGCUGGCGAUGAUGUCCAAUUUGGGUCAGGCCAGAGCUGCCGAUUAUAAAGUAAAGCCUUUGGCUCCUCAGCCAAGACAGGGUCAGGAGAAUGGAGGAAAAGGAGCUCUUGCUAAAAAGGACAAAUCUCUGAGUGGUAAUAAAGAGAAAGGCUCAGGCAAGAAGAAUAAAAAGAAUAAUAAUGGAGGGAACUGA
Molecule: messenger RNA, 2069 nt
Organism: Amphimedon queenslandica
Lineage: Eukaryota; Metazoa; Porifera; Demospongiae; Haplosclerida; Niphatidae
Product: lipase maturation factor 2-like
Exons: 16
Coding region: 105-2069 (654 amino acids)
Biological process (GO): protein maturation
Cellular component (GO): endoplasmic reticulum membrane
Source: RefSeq, a predicted model, not a curated record